Molecule: messenger RNA, 792 nt
Organism: Leptonychotes weddellii (Weddell seal)
Lineage: Eukaryota; Metazoa; Chordata; Mammalia; Carnivora; Phocidae
Product: membrane-spanning 4-domains subfamily A member 12
Biological process (GO): cell surface receptor signaling pathway
Cellular component (GO): plasma membrane
Source: RefSeq, a predicted model, not a curated record
AUGAUGUCAUCCCAGCCAACAACCCAGCCCCGAAUGUAUGAAACCAUGCUCAGUCCUUAUCCACCAAACAACGUCAAGGCUCCCAGGUCUCAACAAACCAUGGGUUUCAUACACCCGGAAAACCAAGCUCAGGGUGGUCAGCCUCCCCUCUUCGGGUCUCCAAGAAUCAUCACCAACAGUCAGCAAGACCAGGGAUACCCACAGGUGGUAAUCCCAGCUACAGGAACAGCAACCAUAAACUUCACAGAAGAAGCAAAGAUAUUAGGGGCAAUCCAGAUCAUGAUUGGAUUGAUGCACAUUGGCUUCGGAAUUAUUUUAGGUUUCAUGAGCGUCAUUUAUGGACAAGUUUUGGGAUUUGCUUCCUUUGCUCUUAUUAGUGGAUAUCCAUUCUGGGGUGGCAUCUCUUUCAUUACUACUGGUACUCUCUCUGUACUGGCGCCCAAGAAACUUUCUCCUAGUCUGAUCAAAAGCAGCUUAGGAAUGAACAUUGUCAGUGCUUUCUUUGCCUUCAUUGGAGUGAUUCUGCUGCUGAUAGACGUAAGCAUCAAUGGCCUACCCAAUCAAGACUACUGGGCAGUUCUUUCUGGGAAAGGAAUUGCAGCCAUGCUGAUUAUCUUCUCUCUCUUGGAGUUCUGCACAAAUUGUACUACAGCCUAUUUUGCCAAACAAGCAAUCACCAAAACCAACAGGCCUGUCCUGGUUAUUCCCAAUGUGUAUACAGCCAGCCCCAUGGCACCAGGGUUUUCCUCAGCUCCUCCCAGAAACGAUGGCUACCUCACUUACGCCACUUAA